CAUCGAUUUUCUCAGUCAGGUGGAGACAGUUGUCGUGUACGGAUACUUAACGGUUAAACAAAACGCGUUACAGUGAUAAGUAGCAAGAAAAAAAGAAAGAAAAAAAACAGAUAUAGAUAAAUCCAUACGACAUUUGUGAGCAGCUAGUGAAAGAUUAGAAAAAAAAGUAGUACAUAUGUAUGUGAAUUAAAAAAAUUAUUAAGCGAUAUUACUGCAAUGGAAACAUGCAAAUUAUAGAAGUAAAAUCUGUCUAUACAGUGAAAAGAAAAUGAGUUAGGGAUACGAGAAUUCAGCGAAAAGGGCAGGCUCACACAUAUCACACAAAUUGCGAAUUGGGGCGCAUGGAGAAAGCGUGAAAAAGGCGUUUCUAUACUAGUGUACUAGUGGCUACAACAAUAAAUCAUUUGAAAACGGUUAAAUAAUUUUCAAAUUUAACAAUAACGAAUAACUCGACAAGGUACCAUAAUAAUUAAAAGUUUCUACGUUUAACAACUGAAAAAAGCUAGUUUCGUUUAACCAAAAUUUGAAUAUAAGCAUUUAUAUAAGCCUGUGAAAAAGUUUGAAAAGAAAAAAAAAGAAAUACACCUAAAUUGGUUACAAAAGAGGAUAUGCUGUGAAAUAUGGAAACGGAUGUGUAGUGUCUACCAAAGUAUACUUCUUCUUCAAUUUAUGCUGCUUCAUUCUCCUGUGCUGACGCGUUGCUGUUGCUACCAUUCACCCUCAAUGAAGAUUUCUUCAGCAUAUUGCCAAUAGCUGCCGCUACUUAUGGAUUUUGAAUUUAGGCACUCAAUGCAUAAGAAUCCACUGUAAACUACAAAUAAACAAAAACCGCUCUUAAAUCCAUCAACAAGUAUUUACUCAUCUUUCAAAUCAUGUGCUCGGGUCAUUAUAUUUGGGCGAUAUUCUUCUUUGCCAGUUUAUGUAGUGCAUCACUAGCUAAUAAUGCCAAAAUAAAUUUCCGAGAAAAGGAGAAAAAAGUCUUAGACCAAAUUUUAGGUGCCGGAAAAUAUGAUGCCAGAAUACGUCCAUCCGGAAUAAACGGCACGGAAAAUGCGCCUACACUUGUCUAUGUCAACAUGUUCUUAAGAUCUAUCUCUAAAAUCGACGAUUACAAAAUGGAAUACAGCGUGCAAUUGACUUUCCGCGAGCAAUGGACCGAUGAGCGGCUGAAAUUCGAUGACAUACAAGGUCGUCUCAAGUAUCUAACACUAACUGAAGCUAAUCGCGUUUGGAUGCCCGAUUUGUUCUUCUCAAAUGAGAAGGAGGGUCAUUUUCAUAACAUCAUCAUGCCGAAUGUUUAUAUACGCAUCUUUCCAAAUGGUUCUGUACUAUACAGUAUUCGUAUCUCGCUGACGCUGGCUUGUCCCAUGAAUUUGAAAUUAUAUCCUUUGGAUCGACAAAUUUGUUCACUGCGAAUGGCCAGCUACGGCUGGACCACAAACGAUCUGGUGUUCCUGUGGAAGGAGGGUGACCCAGUGCAAGUGGUUAAGAACUUACACCUACCACGCUUCACGCUAGAAAAAUUCUUGACUGAUUAUUGCAACAGUAAAACCAAUACGGGUGAAUACAGUUGCCUCAAAGUCGAUCUACUAUUCAAGCGAGAAUUCUCAUAUUACUUAAUCCAAAUUUAUAUCCCAUGCUGUAUGCUGGUAAUUGUCUCAUGGGUGUCAUUCUGGCUUGAUCAAGGCGCCGUACCAGCACGUGUGUCAUUGGGUGUUACCACCCUACUCACCAUGGCCACGCAAACAUCGGGCAUAAAUGCCUCACUGCCGCCUGUCUCCUACACGAAGGCGAUCGACGUUUGGACUGGCGUCUGUUUGACGUUCGUCUUUGGCGCACUGCUCGAAUUCGCGCUGGUGAACUAUGCCUCCCGUUCAGGUUUGAAUAAAGCUAACAUACAUAAGGAGAAUCUGAAAAAGAAACGCCGCGAUUUGGAGCAGGCCAGCUUAGACGCUGCUUCAGAUCUGCUCGAUACUGACAGUAAUGCAACAUUCGCAAUGAAGCCACUGGUGCGUCACCCCGGCGAUCCGUUGGCCUUGGAGAAGUUGCGCCAAUGUGAGGUGCAUAUGCAGCCGCCCAAACGUCCAAACUGUUGUAAGACGUGGCUCUCAAAGUUUCCUACAAGACAAUGUUCUAGAUCGAAGAGGAUCGAUGUUAUUUCACGAAUAACGUUCCCGCUGGUAUUUGCGCUAUUUAAUCUGGUCUACUGGAGCACAUAUCUCUUCAGGGAGGAGGAGGAUGAGACCUUCUAAAGGUGAUCUCAUUGUGAUGUUCAAAUCAAUGAAAAUACAGCAGUGCAGAAAACUAGGAACAGGAAGCUAUGUAGAAUCGAUAUAUCAGUUAAUCAAAACAAAAGAGCAUUACGCGCGAAUAACUUGAAAAAGAGAGUAUCAUGCAUGCAAAUAUACUUAAGUACUACAACGCGAAAGAUCGGCAGUAAACGGUAAAAGUAUAUUUCAAUACCAAAUAGUAAAUAACUUUAUUUUAAGUAUAAAAAAAUGGCAUACAUCAAACAAUAGAUAAAACGAUUGAAUUGUUAGGCAAAAUGCUAAUACAUAAGUAUUUUAUGAUCGUAAAUAAGCUAAGCAGUUUAAAGUUUAGGAAAUUUAUGUACGUAUAGCAUGUCUCAUCAAAUUCACAUAAAUCAAUAUACAUUUGUAUUUUUUAAAUCAAAUUAAUUUUAAUAGAAAUCGAUGUUUAUUAAUUGUACGCAAAUGUUGUAGGUAUUUCAGCAAAUCUCUUAAAUUAGUCAAUUAAUAUUUUUUCCCGCUAACUAUUAGUGUACACAAUUUGCUAAUUGACUAAAUUAAGGGGAAAUACCUAUCAUUGCAUAUGUUGUUGCUCAAUCUAUAUCUACUUAAGACAUCUAUGUUUUAAAAUCACCAUUAGCAUUUGUGAGAGAGAAUAACGAUUUGUGUUUUUCCUCAGAAAUUUUACAUUUCAUUGUUCAUUAGUUGCUUUUAUUGCUACAUUUUAGUUUUUUGUGUUUAAAAUAAUCAGAUAUUAAAGACACAUUUACUUGAGGAGAAUAUUUUAGUUUUCCCAGAUUUUACUUUAAAAUUUUUUGACAAUUUUUAAUGAAAGAAAUUCUGUUAAGAAUUUUCUCCCCUUUCACUUUUAAAUCGACAAUUCUUAAAAUUCUAAAGAAAAAACUAUAAAAAAUUAUAUAUUAAACUGCCAUUACUUUCAAAAUAAGUGCAUAUACAAUUGUUACAACUCUUUUAAACUAUUCAAAAUUGCGACACCAUUACAAAGGUAAAAAUUUAGUAAGACAUACUAAUCAAGAGCAUGUGUUCGUCUUAAUGAUAGAUAUUUUGCGAAAAUAUUCACCGUGUUAUUUAAGGCGUUACGUCCUUAAAUUUCGAUCUGAAUAGAAAAAGGAAGUAAAUAUUCCAUAGAUUAAAUACAAUUUAUUUGUUAUACAUGUUUCAAAGACCCUUAAUUCAGUCAAUUACAAAAUAGUUAAAGGUAAUACAUAACAAUGGAAAAAAAAAGCUAAUUGUCUAUAUUAAGGAGAUACAAUAAUUACACUGUCCAACAGCAUUUUUGGAACAGAAUAGCGACCCUAUAAUUCUGAAAAGGUAUGUUGAGUAGAUCAUUUUUGUAGAACAAACUUAUGGUCCAGCACGUCUGAGUUUUUUUUUACAGUGGGUCAAAGUUUUCAUUUUUUGGUCGAAGGGAGCAUUAUACUAUAUGAAAAAAAUGUUGUAUGUUAAUGUCUGAGAGAAUUCUUAUGGUCAGAGUUGUAUUGUGGAAUUGUAUGCGGAUUAUUUUUGUGGAAGAUCUUAACCCUCUAACUGGUUUCUUUAUGGGUCAAUUUGACGCUUUUUUCGAGAAAAUCAAAAAUUAUCAUUUAAAAAAGGACAUUUAAGGAUUAAAAUAUUCUACGAAAAUGUUUGGCGGAAAAUUUCAGUGGGGGUCACCAUUGUUGUAAAUAAAGCUCUUUACGAUUGAUAAAAAAAUUAUAAUUUUGGUUUAAUAGUGGUUUAUUAUAGUAUGUACAUUUUUUUUUUUUUGCUUCAGCAGUAGUAGGACAAUGGAUUAAAGAUUAAACUAAAUAUGCUUUCCUUGUAUUUAGUUUGACGUGAAUGUUUCGAUGUGUCAAGGUUUCUGUACAAGCCCCAUACGUAUUCAGUAAGCAUUACAGUUUGGGAUUUCCCUUUGAAUCUUUCUUCCAAUACCUUUAUAUCCUGAUGAAACCUUUCAUCGUGUUCAUCUGAAACCGCUCCAAGGGUUUCUUUAAAAAAAUUUAGAUGAGAGUGCAGAAAAUGCAGCUUUAGUGACAUCUUACCGCCAAUAUUGUUAAAACCGAUUAGCAUGCUUUCAAUAUUUUCUGCAUAGUUUUGUGCUUUUGAGUUUCCAAGGAAUUCUGCAUAAAGUCAAAUGCUGUCUUUUGCAUAUCCGACAGAUGACCAUAAAAUUCUUCAUCUUGUAAUAAUUUUCUUAUAUCGGGUCCAACGAGCAUUUGUAGAAAAGGUAGUUUACAUGAAAUGAAAUAAAUUAUUUCUUAAAACCGUAUUUUACCUUCUUUUAAUUUUGCUGCAGAUAAUCUGGGGAAAAUUGUUUGAAUGCGUUUGAAAGCAUAUCCUUGUGUAUUUAAGCUUUCAAUAAAAUUUUUCACCACGCCCAACUUAAUAUGCAGCGGUGGAAGUAUGACCUUAUCUUUUGGGACAAGAGAUUCAUGGAUUACAUUUAAGUCACCAAUAAUAUUUUCUUUACGUUCUUCGAAAUAUUUAAUAUAAUAAUGGCUGCUGGUAGCACGUGAAUCCCAUUUACAAAGAAUACACAUAUAUUUUGUGUAUCCUGUUUGCAUUCCAGUCAAUAUUGCAAUCAUUUUUAAGUCUGCGCAUACUUCCCAUUUAUAUUUAUAGUAUACAAUUUUAUUUAAGAGAUUUGAAAUAUUUGCGUAUGUUUCCUCCUUUUUUGUGGAAUACGCAACCGGUAUUGAUGGAUGCUGAUUUCCAUUGUGCAGUAAAACUUAGUACCGCCUUUGUACCAGGUCAAAAGACCACUUUCGCAAGUAGUACAUACAGUUUUUGGUAUCCAAGCUUCACAUAAAAAUCGUAUUCCAAAGAAAAGAAAAUAUGGUUCUUCAACCAUUGUAGGGAAUAUCUUUCUUCUGCUUUGAAGGUGCGUAAAAUGUCCACAAAUAAAACAAAACCAAUCUCUUAAUUUGCAAACAGAAUCCGCCAUGCUUAUUUAAGCUUUAAUUGUUCUUUUUUUAUAUUAAUUUUAGUAAAAAUCACAUCCGAUAUGUACUGCUUAGUAAGUCAAUUAUGCUUAAUUUUAUCACACCCGAUUUGUAAGUCACAGCUGACUAGACGCGAGAACUCAGUGUUUGGCCCGGCCGAACUUGACGAUGUUUUCACCUACUUUGUAUAUGUUGGCGUGUAAUUUUGCCAAUUAAUCGUAAAGAGCUUUAUUUACAACGAUGGUGUCUUUGGUGACCCCCACUGAAAUUUUCCGCCAAACAUUUUCGUAGAAUAUUUUAAUCCUUAAAUGUCCUUUUUUAAAGGAUAUUUUUUGAUUUUCUCAAAAAAAGGGUCAAAUUGACCCAUAAAGAAACUAGUUAGAGGGUUAAGAUUUAAGAUCUUCCACAAAAAUAAUCCUCAUACAAUUCCACAAUACAACUCUGGCCAUAAGAAUUCUGUCAGACAUUAACUUACAACAUUUUUUUCAUAUAGUAUAAUGCUCCCUUCGACCAAAAAAUGAAUACUUUGACCCACUGUAAAAAAAAACUCAGACGUGCUGGACCAUAAGUUUGUUCUACAAAAAUGAUCUACUCAACAUACCCUUUCAGAAUUAUAGGGUCGAUAUUCUGUUCCAUUCAAAAAGUCUUCAUUUGUUGGACAGCGUUACCAAUGAUAUGCAUUUCCUGCAGCAGAGAUGAUAAAUUUCUUUUAAAUAUUCACGAUUUACAUGUUUUUAUUACUUGUUUGAGUCAUUAAUUUAAGUUUGAUGUAGUGUCAUUCGAGCUUUCACAUAUGUGUUUCAACUUCCAUAACAUUUUGAUUCACAAGCAUAUUAAAACCGCUAUUGUCAAUUAUGUUUGUAAAUAUGUUUGAAAUGAUUUGAUAGCACUUGAAUACCAAAACCAAUGUCAUUUAAAAGCUGUUGCAUUACUUAUAUUUAAAAAGUAUUUUAAGUGUGUUGCUAAGAGUGUAUGUCUAAGCAAACAGCUAAUUAGUUAAUUAGUUAAACAAAACAAAAACAAAAAGUGUAUUUCUAAAAACUUAAAUAGGCUAAUAUUUGUUUGUAAAAUAAAAUGUCAAUGUUUUUUGUAAAAUCAAAA
Messenger RNA from Zeugodacus cucurbitae (melon fly), 6292 nucleotides. It is a transcript of the gene GluClalpha, whose product is annotated as glutamate-gated chloride channel. The transcript has 14 exons. Gene Ontology annotation, cellular component: membrane; neuron projection; synapse. Lineage: Eukaryota; Metazoa; Arthropoda; Insecta; Diptera; Tephritidae. The record is from RefSeq and is a predicted model, not a curated record. Gene Ontology annotation, molecular function: neurotransmitter receptor activity; transmembrane signaling receptor activity; extracellular ligand-gated monoatomic ion channel activity. The coding region runs from base 873 to 2252 and encodes 459 amino acids. Gene Ontology annotation, biological process: chloride transmembrane transport; signal transduction; regulation of membrane potential.